Messenger RNA from Aspergillus wentii DTO 134E9, 1902 nucleotides. RefSeq names its product DUF3176 domain-containing protein. The transcript has 3 exons. The record is from RefSeq and is a predicted model, not a curated record. Lineage: Eukaryota; Fungi; Ascomycota; Eurotiomycetes; Eurotiales; Aspergillaceae. The coding region runs from base 1 to 1902 and encodes 633 amino acids.
AUGGAGUCAGGUAGAAAGAACGAGGACCUUAAUCCACAUCGCCCCUCUCUGCAAGGGAGCGAACACCCUCAAGCAGAACAAUCUGCACUGCAAUCUUCAACGCAGGGAGUGAAUGCAGAACGUCACACCUCUCCUGCCCCCUCUCCCACCGAGGCCGCGAUCACGCAGGAAAAAGCCGAAGACAGCAAACCACACCACACUUCCCAAUCCAUCGACUCCUGGUGGGGAUGGGAUCUGCUUGGGCUCGGCCUUGCGCUUGCGAUCCUAAUCGCUAUCAUCGUCAUCUUGCGCGUGUAUGAUGGCAAGCAACAGCCCAACUGGAAGUGGAUUUCGCUCAACACACUUCUCUCGUGGUUGAGCACGGUUGGAAAGGGCUGCAUUGCAUUUCCUCUCAGCGCGGGCCUGUCACAGCUUAAGUGGGUGUGGUUUGCGCAGCGGAAACGCCCGUUGUCAGACCUGAGGGUUUUUGAUAACGCCAGUCGAGGCAUCUAUGGGAGUGCGGAGAUGCUAUGGGCAUUGAGGAUGCGUCAUUUUGCGGUCUUGGGUGCCAUUGCGGUGCUGCUCGCCAUUGGGUUUGAACCGUUCAUUCAGAAUCUGGUGCAUUACUCGCCUGAGCUUGUCGUGGAUGCAUCACAGAUCUCUCGCCUAGCGAAUACCACGUAUUAUAGUAGUCUUGGACCGUUGCAAGCCGCUUCAACUAACUAUAAUAUUGAGCCUACAUUCAAAGGAAACAUGUACAACUCCAUAUUCAGUACGGAUCCAGGGAGGCCAUGGGCAAUCCCACAGUAUAUGUGCCCAACAGGCAAUUGCACCUGGGACCCUGUUGCCUCCCUUGCAGUGCGCGCCCUUUGCUCAAACGUUACAUCAUCCAUCGAAGAAAGAUGCGAACGCGUUAACGACACCAGCAGCGGGAUUCCAUAUAAGAACUGCACAGUCUCACUUCCCAACGGGACAUCAGCAUAUUACGCUGGCGGCUAUCACACGUCAGCAAUUGCCUUGCAAGUCCAAUCCUCGUCUCAGCCCAUCGUGUACACCAAUGCCACCUUACCGGUCUUCCAGCGCAUCGAAGCAGUAGAAGCAAACAUGUACGAAGGGGAAGACAUCGCUUCAAAAAUUCGCGAUAAUCCUAGAUAUGUCGCGACAGAAUGCUCCCUGGAACCCAUUGUUCGCAGUGUCAAGGCCUUUGUUAAUAGCUCCGUCUACAGCGAAACCGUUCUCGCAGAGUGGACCAACGUAGAGUCCUGGUACGACACCUUAAACAGCAGCAACGGGUACUACUUCCUCCCGAACUGGAAUCAAGGCCUAGGCGUGCACCCAGGCCAGAACUUUACCUUGGCGCCGAAAAGCCAAGCUACGAUAAGCCUCUUUCUGGAGUCGCUUUUUUCUGGCAAAGCGUACAGCACCAUGAUGAACCUAGUAUUCCAGCCAUUCACAACAUCAUAUGGGCUGUCCGCGACAGCUGAUGUCAUGGAGGCCUUUAUGUAUGGAAAUAUCACGGGGUGCGCGGAUCCUGGGAACGACCGGUUUGGUUGCGUGAUGAGGAAUGUCGCUGAUGCCAUGUCCAAGUCGUUCCGCGACCAAGCGUAUAUAAACAACGAGGAGAUGGCAGUGGGCUAUACGCAGGUGAAUGCCAACAUAAUCCAUAUCCAUUGGCAGUGGUUGACGCUGCCGUUGCUUGUUUGGCUGCUUGGUGCUGUGACCUGGGUAGGAACGGAGUGGAAAACGCGGCGCGGGAAAUUACAGAAGUGGAGUGACAAUCCGCUUCCAUUGCUGUUUCUCUAUCGUGGCGAAGAUAGUCGAACAGACAAAGAGCUGGGGGUGUCGAACCGGGCGUAUGAGCAGCGGGCGAAGAGCAUUCAUACGCAGCUGUAUACGAAGGAGGAUCAGGCAGCAUUUGUUUAA